Platichthys flesus (European flounder) is the source of this 2371-nucleotide messenger RNA. RefSeq names its product calcium channel, voltage-dependent, beta 4a subunit (gene cacnb4a). The record is from RefSeq and is a predicted model, not a curated record. NCBI's taxonomy places the organism in Eukaryota, Metazoa, Chordata, Actinopteri, Pleuronectiformes, Pleuronectidae. Bases 192 to 1748 code for a protein of 518 amino acids. The transcript is spliced from 14 exons. Gene Ontology annotation, biological process: regulation of voltage-gated calcium channel activity; neuromuscular junction development; chemical synaptic transmission. Gene Ontology annotation, molecular function: high voltage-gated calcium channel activity; protein binding. Gene Ontology annotation, cellular component: voltage-gated calcium channel complex.
CUCUCCAGCAGCCGGAGCCAUCUUUUCUUCCCCGCUGUCUCUCUCUGUCUCUCCGUCCUCUGCUGCUGCUGCGGUGACCCGGAGCUGAGCUGGAGCCCGCGGUGGUUCCCUGUCCGCUGCCCGAGCAGCAGCACUUCCAGUGGAGCGGGGCCGAGCGGCAGCCUCCGCCCUGGACCGACGAGCUGGCGGACAUGUCCCGGCACAUCUACACCCGACAUGGGAUAGGAGAGGGACUGCAGAAGCCUGUGUUCCAGGGAAACAGAGGGACCUACUCCAGACGCAGCCGACUGAAGAGGUCCGACGGCAGCACCACGUCCACCAGCUUCAUCCUCAGACAGGGCUCAGCUGAUUCCUACACAAGCCGACCGUCUGACUCAGAUGUGUCCCUGGAGGAGGAGAAGGAGGGCGGCCGGCAAGAGAAGGAGCAGCAGGCCACUGUUCAGCUCGAGAGGGCAAAGACUAAAGCGGUGGCGUUUGCUGUGAGGACCAAUCUCAGUUACUGUGGUGCGUUGGACGAGGAGGUUCCCGUGGCCGGCACCGCUGUGUCUUUUGAUGCCAAGGACUUCCUGCACAUCAAAGAGAAGUACAACAACGACUGGUGGAUCGGCCGCCUGGUGAAGGAGGGCUGUGACAUCGGCUUCAUCCCGAGCCCUCUGAAGCUUGAAAACAUCCGUCUCAAUCAGGAACAGAAGAGAGGACGCUUCCACGGCAGUAAGUCCAGCGGGAAUUCCUCCUCCAGUCUCGGAGAAAUGGUGUCAGGAACUUUCAAGCCGAACCCUAACUCUGCAGGAAAGCAGAAACAGAAAGUGGCGGAGCACAUCCCUCCCUACGACGUGGUUCCCUCCAUGAGGCCGGUUGUCCUGGUGGGACCUUCCCUGAAAGGUUAUGAGGUGACAGACAUGAUGCAGAAAGCACUGUUUGACUUCCUGAAGCACAGGUUUGAUGGCAGGAUAUCCAUCACACGGGUUACAGCUGACAUAUCCUUGGCCAAGAGGUCAGUACUAAACAACCCCAGCAAGAGGGCCAUCAUUGAGAGAUCCAACACCCGCUCCAACCUUGCCGAGGUCCAGAGUGAAAUAGAGAGGAUCUUUGAGCUGGCCAGGUCUCUGCAGCUGGUGGUGCUGGAUGCAGACACCAUUAACCAUCCAGCGCAGCUCAUCAAGACCUCAUUAGCGCCCAUUAUCGUCCAUGUUAAAGUGUCCUCACCUAAGGUUCUCCAGCGGCUUGUCAAAUCAAGAGGGAAAUCUCAAAGCAAACACUUGAACGUGCAGCUUGUUGCAGCUGAGAAACUAUCACAAUGUCCAUCCGAGAUGUUUGAUAUUAUUCUGGACGAGAACCAGCUGGAAGAUGCUUGUGAACAUCUGUCGGAGUACCUGGAGGCGUACUGGCGUGCUACACACACGUCACUUAGCACGCCACUCAACCCCCUGCUAGGACGCAAUCUGGGCUCUACUGCUCUCUCCCCGUAUCCUGCCGCCAUUCAGGCCCAAAGAAACAUGAAUAGCAACCACACAACAACAGACCAUGCGCCCGUGGAACGCCGCAGCCUGAUGCCCGCUGACGAGAACUACCAUAACGAAAGGGCGCGGAAGAAUCGCAACCGUCUGUCCUCAGGCUCACAGCAGAGCCGGGACCACUCGCCCCUGGUAGAGGAGGACUACCAAGACCCCUACCAGGACUCUUACAAGCCUCACCGCAACCGAGGGUCGCCAGGAGGCUACAGCCAGGAGUCCAGGCACCGGCUGUGAGCUGAGGCUGCAAUCUCGAGUCAAGGCCUGUCCUUCUCUAAACAGCCACUGGGGACCUAUGAGUGGAGGCAGCUCUCCUGUGUCUAUAUGAUGAAACCACUACACUCAUUUGGAUUGAAACAAACUUGUAUUGAUGUGUAGUACCUCAUAUUCCCUGUGGCUCCUGCCAGACGGGCAUUUGAAUAUAGAAAAUUACAAAUCCUGCUCUUGCUUUGACAUGAACAAGGGAAGGAUAAGAAAGUAGCACAAGACCAGAAAAGUGAUGCUAUAAAGGGAAGGCUUAAGCUGGAGUCGAUCUGAAUGUGUCUCAGAUGUGGGAGUAAUCGAAUACACUAGCAGAUGUAACGUAGGCUCCUCUAGACCCUUCCCAUCACCUCAGAUGUUACUGUAGCAUGCAGGUUGGACUGUGGCGACAGGUCACUACAUGCCUCAAAUCCAGUGCCAGAUAGCAAGAGCAUCCAGCACAGCGAAGAUGAUCAGCACAGAACCUGUUGGCACGCACCCAGGAGCCAGUAGAAGCAGAAUAUAAUGCAUCUGUAACGCUUCUCAAGUUCCUUUGCCACUGUCCUCGAUGUGAGUGUAAUAGAUCUCGUGGAAGCCUGUUCCCAAAUCCAGAGUUUUAC